This is a messenger RNA of Dendronephthya gigantea, 2489 nucleotides long. RefSeq lists its product as uncharacterized. The transcript has 16 exons. The record is from RefSeq and is a predicted model, not a curated record. Gene Ontology annotation, molecular function: zinc ion binding. The coding region runs from base 152 to 1699 and encodes 515 amino acids. Lineage: Eukaryota; Metazoa; Cnidaria; Anthozoa; Malacalcyonacea; Nephtheidae.
CCUCCUAUAGUCGUAUAUCAAAUUAACAUGCAAAAGUGUGGUUUUCUGUAGGCGUUUAAUAAAUUGAGGAAGUAUUUCAUAUUUUCAAGCAAAAGUGACUACAUCUCUCGAGCUGUUUUUGAUUUUAAACUGAACUUGAAGAGGCGGGAAAAUGUCCGUCCAUUUUUCUAGACCGACAACCACAGAAGAAAAUAUAACUUGUACAAACAUAUCGUGUAUACAUGGGGCUUGUGAGUCUGGCUCUUGUGUGUGUGAAGUUAAAUUUUCUGGCAAUGCUUGUAAAGACCCCAACCUCGGAUAUUAUAUUGGAUUUGGAAUUGUUUUUUACCUAAUAUCUUUUAUUUCGUUGCUACAGCUGGUGUUUUGCAUUCGAAGUGAGCUCCAGCGUAUGGCCAGACCUCAGUUUUGGAAGGCCUGUCAUGUAACUAUCCAAAAAUUACUUUAUUUAUACGUGAUUGUUGCAGCUGGAAGCCGAGGAGUUUAUUAUACAACAGAGGUAACAUUACCACAACAGUGGAGGGUUGAUUUAUUUGAUGUAUACUAUCCAUUUGUAAUAUGCUCAUUCACCGCUUUAAUUUGUUUUUGGGCAGAGGCAUUUCAUCUAUCUGGCUGGACAGCAGAGAAAUCUCAAUUUCUAAAGAAAUCAUCACAGUUUUUCAUAGUAUUUAAUUUAUUCAUCUUCACAGUCACAUUAGCUCAAAUAAUUACAACCAAGACAGUCAAAGACUCUAAAACUCUGAUGUUGUUGGCCGAUGUCUUCUCUGGUUGUUUUGUUUUCUUAAUGUUCACAGUUUUAUUAUUCUUUCUAAUUUAUGGCAUUGAAAUAUUUUGCAAGGUUGAAGGAGCUUUCAAGUCUGGAUCAAAUGUUAUCAACUGGACUCAAUUAAGCAUGUCAAGACUUGGCUUAGUUGCUCAGUCUAUAUUUCAGCUUUCUGCAGCAGUUUUCUUUUUAUGUGAUGUUUUACAAAGAAAAUGGCAAUAUAGUACCGGUGUCGAGAGCAGAAAUGCCCUAGAAAUUGUUGCACGAAUAUCUGAACUAGCAGUAGCGCUAUGGUUUCCUUGUGUUUUAUGGAACUGUUUUAGUUCGAAAGAACUAUGGAUAUUAAACCCCAAAAAACUUAUUAAAGUACCUUUGAUAGAACAGGCAGUCAGUGAAGAUGAGACUACUGUGCUUCUAGGAGGACAGAAGUGUUAUAAUACUAUGAAUGAAAAUCAAGUAAAACCAAAUAAAUAUGAUUGUUGGGUGUGUUACGAUGCUGACCGCCAAGAUGCGGGUGCUAUGAUAUUUCCUUGUAAAUGUAAAGGCGAUGUUGCCGCUGUACAUCAAAACUGUCUCAAACGUUGGUUAAUGGAGCUAUCACUUGAUUCUAAUGAAGUCCCGAGAUGCAGAGUUUGUAAGACGAAGUACAUAAUAAAAGAAGAUAAAAGAUGUGUUCCUAGUGGCUUUAAAUUUAGGCAUUACGUCCAAACAUUCUUUAUCAUUGCUGUUAUGAUCUCGGUCGCAGUGGGCACAUAUCGUUUUUGUGUGGAUAACGAAUCAACUCUGUCCAAAGUUGGCUUUGUUGGCAUUGCUUUACUAUGUGAAUGUAUACUCUUUAGGUGGCUUGGUUUCAGUUUUGUCGCUGCUUAUCAACGCGUCCGAUUAGCUGCAAUUAUCGUUAUUGGCCGUGCAGUGGAAAGUAGUGACUCGGAAUAUUAAAGGUUAUCGUGACAAUAAUUAUUAAUGUGAUAAUUGUGACUUCCCCACCUUGUUAUUAUUCGUUGAUGGUAAACCCGAAAAUCCUUGCUGAUGUACCAUAAUCGCGGAUUACUGUUAGUGAUCAUUGAUGGUAACAGAUAAUCGUUACCAUCACCAGUGUAUUAUUGAUUGAUCGUGCAUCCCGAAGAUUAUUGUUGAUGUACCAUAAUACUGUUAAUAAUGAUCAAUGACGGUAACAGAUAAUCAUCAUUACAAGUCCCAAGUUCCAUGUUGAUCAUGAGGGCAAACUGGUAUCACAGUAGUUAAAACAAUUGAAAAGAGUUGCACUUUUCCUGGCCUCCUAUAACUUGCAUUGGAAGUCUUUAUUGUGAAGCAGUAAUGACAUUGUCGAUGGUAGACAAUCGUUACGUUAGACACCUUCGAAGAACUUAGUGAAAGGACUUGAUCAUUUUCCAUUGCACAAUAAGACUCGUAAGAUGAGGUCAAUAAUUGGCCCAGUUAAUAUUGUAUAUCUAUAUACUACCUAAAUUUUUAUAAGCAAAAACGAAUCACUGUGCACUGUGUGAGAUCUUAAUGAAGCUUUAAUUCUGGGUUUUUGGUAUCACCUGUAGUAUGGUGUAAAGAAUAGGGAAUUUUGUGAAUGUGUACUAUUUAUUGCCUAGUUAAGUUUCUAGGUAAUUUGGGUACAUUGGUAUUUAAUAAAAAAAGUACCGGGUAUUUGCACUGGGUCUAAAUUAUUUAUAUCUUUGAAACCAAAUGCUGUAUUGUGAGUGAGUUGUAUUUUGUGUAA